CCUCUCAAGUAUCGCGAUCAUCGACGAGAAGGACGAGAAAUCGCUCAGCAAUGUCUUCGAGAUCUCCGCGGACUCCGAGAGUCGACGUGAUCUCUCCUCGGGCAACCUUAGACUCUGGAUCAAAUCCAGUUUUGGGAUCACCGAAAUUCUGCGAAUGGGAACAGAAACUCGAGUUUGAGACUGAAUCGCCAGCGAAAGGUGGCGAUUGUGGAGAUUGCGGAUUACGGGGGCGUGAAAUGGCUCUGCACAUUGCUGGACUUGAGGAAAAAUUGAACGAGGAAACACAGGCGACAAAUCGCCUCGCCUUGUCAGUGUCGGAAUACGAGAUACAAAUGUCAGAAAAGGCGAGGGAGAUUGAAUUUUUGAAGUUAGAAAGGCAGGAAAUUCAGUUGGAGCGUGACGGGCUGAAGAAGCAGUUAGAAAUAACUUCCAAGCACCUUGACACCAUCGAAAUAUCCUUCAACGAUGUUCACGAAAAAUACGAGAGGGCCAAACAGACGAUUCAUGCACUGCACCAAAACGUAGAAACUCUCAAAGACAGUCUCGCUGAGCGCGAUGCUUGUAUCAGUCAAAAACACGAGCAGUACCUGAAGUUGAAGGAACACGCGAUGGAACGAAUGGAUUUCGCCAAUUCCCAGUUGGAUUUGAUCGAACGGAAGUAUUCCCUUGAAACUUCGAAACUUCGAGCUGCGGUAAGAGAGGCUGAACUCGGUGCUCGAUCACUCUCCGAACAGCUGGAACAAAGGAACAAGGAUAAUGCUGAAUUAACGAGUAUCUGCGACGGUCUCAUAGAAAGAAUGGACGCACAGAAAAACUCUGGGUUCGAAAACCAAUCUCUUUGUCCUGAGUAAAUCGAAAAAUUGAGUUCUUGACCGUGAAAUUAUCUCAAUGACUCGCGAAUGAAU
This is a messenger RNA of Diprion similis, 905 nucleotides long. Its product is annotated as transforming acidic coiled-coil-containing protein 3-like. Bases 51 to 851 code for a protein of 266 amino acids. The transcript has 6 exons. Lineage: Eukaryota; Metazoa; Arthropoda; Insecta; Hymenoptera; Diprionidae. Gene Ontology annotation, biological process: mitotic spindle organization; cell population proliferation. The record is from RefSeq and is a predicted model, not a curated record. Gene Ontology annotation, cellular component: cytoplasm.